UUAUACGAUGUUUUUAUAAUUUACAUGGUAAAAUUAAACAAUAAAUGUUCGAAAAUGUUGUAAUACAUUUUUUACGUGUCUCCGCAUAAUAUCGUUAAAAAUCAUGUACAUUUAGAAUAUAUUGCAAUUUUAUAUACAGUAAAAUAAAUAAAAUUAAAAACAAUUAUAUAUAGUAUGAAAUGGAACAGUUUGAAAUUGUAUGUCUAGUCGGUGAAGGCUCUUUUGGAAGAGUAUAUAAAGCUAAUAAUAAAUCUAGUGGGGAAACUGUUGCUCUGAAAAUUAUUCGAAAGCAUGGUCGAUCAGCUAAAGAGCUUGUGAAUUUCCAUAGAGAAUGCGAAAUACAGCAGCACUUGAAUCAUCCCAAUAUAAUUCGAAUGCUAGAUUCUUUUGAUACUCCAUCUCAAAUGGUGGUCGUUACUGAAUUUGCUCAUAAGGAUUUACAUACUAUAUUGGCAAAAGAUGGGAGCUUAGGGGAAGAAAAAUCUCGUGUGCUGACAUGGGAUUUGGUAUCUGCACUAUACUAUUUACAUUCGCAUAGAAUAUUGCACAGAGAUUUGAAGCCACAAAAUAUCUUGCAAGACGUGGAUGGAAAAUUUAAGUUAUGUGACUUUGGUCUUGCUCGCACCAUGACUACUGGUACUCAUGUUCUGACAUCUAUCAAAGGGACUCCGUUAUAUAUGGCACCUGAGUUAAUGUCUGAACAGCCAUAUGAUCAUCAGGCAGAUUUAUGGUCUUUAGGUUGCAUAAUAUAUGAAACUUUAGUUGGAGAGCCUCCGUUUUCUACAACAUCAAUAUUACAUUUAAUUCAGUUAAUUAAACAUGAACGCGUCAGAUGGCCAAGUUUUAUAUCACAGGAAUGCAUCUCGUUUCUACAGGGCCUGCUGCAAAAGAAUCCUUUGGAUAGAUUAUCUUGGCAGAAUAUAUUAAUUCAUGAAUUUGUGCAAGGGCAUAUAAUAAUUUUAGAUGAAACAUCUGUAUCACCAUUCACACAUCCAUUAACAAAAUCCCAAGCAGAAGCUAAAGAAUUGCAACAUAUGAAAGCUAUAGAAAAUAAAUCUUGUGCAAUACCAGUUCAAGAAUAUAAUGAGACCAAAGUUGUAACUGAAGACAAAUGCAAUGAUACACCAACGGUUUUAGAAAAUGAAACAACAUGUAGCUCUGAUAGUGUUAAAAAUGCAUUUGAUGAGCUUAGCUUGCGAGAUACUUUAAAGACUGAUUUAGGUAAUACAGAUGUCGAAGGAAAUAUAAGUGAAUUUGAAACAGAUCUUGAACUACGCAAACCUGUAAGAAUGGUUCAGAAUCUUCCUCAGCCAAUACAAGCUCAUUAUGAAUCCAAAUUGAAAUCAAAUAAUUUAGUUAUAAAUAACAUGAAUAGCAACAUAGAAGAACUAAACAAUAUAUUGAAAGUUCAAACAAAUAACACUUUAUCAUUAACUAAAACUAAUAUACCGAAAUACUCACAUAGUAAUAUAGAUAUUGCGAAAAUCACCAGACAAUCCGAUAAUAAAACAAAAAAAAGUUUCUUAGAAAAGCGAAAGCUUAGUCAAAAUUUAGAUAAUUUUUCAUUAAAGCUUGGACACACAGAAUCAGUUAACAAAGAUACCAAAACGUUAAGCAAAUCAAUAAACAGUUGUAAUUUGGUCAAAACUGAAGAAGCAAAAAACAUUUCAACUACGAACAGUGCAAAUAAAAGUAGAACGUCUGAAAAAUCUACUGGCGCUAAAAGUAAAAUUAGAAAGGAUUCUAAGAAUAUUAAUAUUGAAAAUAAACCAAAAACCAUGAGCAACACUGGUCAAGAUGAGAAGGAAGAUUCUAAUCAAGGUACAUGUGAGGAGGAAGCUAAGUCUCAAAUAGAUUUAAGUAACGAACCAUUAGAUAGUAGCGGCUUAGGAAUUGAUCAGCCUAUUGAAAACGAAGAGUGGCUUGCAUUUAUUCAUAAAACUAUGAGAGAAGUAUUAGAUGGUGAUUUAGAUUCACUAAAACAACAAAAUUUGCUCAGUAUUAUUAUAUCACCUCUAAGACAUAAUUGUGUAAGCAGUGAAGUAGCAAAAAGUGUAGCGCAAUUAUUAGCAAUUCCAUUAGUUGUUUCUAGAAAUACUGGUGAUAUCGAACCAGUACUGAAAGUUUAUUAUGAUGUUAAACUUGUUGCAAACUUAGUUUAUGCUUCGGUGCUUAUAUGCAAACGGAAGGAAACUUUAAAGCGAGACCAGUUCACUGAUUCUGAUCUUUUAGCUUUUGAGAAUAUGUAUUUAUUAGUAUGUCAUCUUUUACAUUCAGCCGAACAAUUUGCUUCACAGUUUUGUGAUGCUGUAGUUGUUUUAUCGGCUAAAAAUCUUAUACAGGAACUAAUGAUACCUGGUAAUAUGAUAAAAAUGAUAAUUAAAUUUUUGUUGCAUAUAUAUGAAUAUAUAUUUUUACUUAUAGAUGCAAAAGGUGUAAAACUUGCAAGUGAUAUCAUUGCAAUUUUGUGCAGUGUGAUGUGUUGUCUUCCAGAAAAUGCUCAACUAAUUGAAGAUAUUGUUUUAGACAAUGGACUGGCGAGAAUUAUGGAAUUAUUAUUGUAUCAAGAUAAUUUAUUAAGACUGAGAACUUGUAAUCUAGUUCGUUUACUAGGACGCUUCAGCUGUUCUACUUUGCAGAAUUACUGGUGUGCUGAAAUAAGAAAUAAGUUAGAAGAUCUUCUUGAAGAAGAUGAUGUAGACUUAUCAAUGACUGCAGAGGAAACAAUUGCCGAACUCAAGUCACUACCAUUUUAUCAAAAAUAACUUCAUGACAGAGAGUGUAAAUAUUUAAAGACUAAUUUUAUUUUAGUUGUAUUUUCAAGUCAAGUAUUUUUAUAAAUGAUCUUCAUAGGUUCUUAUAUGAACUGUUGAAAAUGCUUACAACAGAAAUUUUUAUACAACUUUAAUACCAUAUAAGUGCAUUAUUGAGAUUCAACUUUUAAUUGAUAGUAUUUAAAUUAAUAUGAUA
Messenger RNA from Ctenocephalides felis (cat flea), 2970 nucleotides. RefSeq names its product serine/threonine-protein kinase fused-like. Gene Ontology annotation, biological process: protein phosphorylation. Gene Ontology annotation, cellular component: cytoplasm. The record is from RefSeq and is a predicted model, not a curated record. Lineage: Eukaryota; Metazoa; Arthropoda; Insecta; Siphonaptera; Pulicidae. Bases 180 to 2765 code for a protein of 861 amino acids. Gene Ontology annotation, molecular function: ATP binding; protein kinase activity. The transcript is spliced from 12 exons.